GGUCUAGUCUGACGUCACGGUAGCCCAGUUGGGUUAGGUUUUACGCUGGAAAUUCUCUAACGAAAAAAAAUUUUUUGUUUGACGAUUAAUGUUUUCCCUGUCGUGUCUGGCUUAUUGACCAACAGACUGGGACACGAAGCCCGCGAUAAAUAGGUGUAUCAAAGAUUCAAUAAAUUGUUGAAUUUAGUUGAAAAGGUGCGCGACCGCGAGGCCCAAUUUAUUGGUGUAUAUGAGAUUCUAAACGGAAAAUGAGUCGACAUGAAGGGGUAAGCUGUGACUCCUGCUUGAAGGGAAACUUUCGGGGUCGCAGAUACAAGUGCCUGGUGUGCUACGAUUAUGAUUUAUGCGCCAGUUGUUACGAGGCAGGUGCCAGUACAACUCGUCAUCUCACGGAUCAUCCUAUGCAGUGUAUUCUCACUAGGACUGACUUUGAACUGUACUACGGUGGGGAAGGUGUGAGUGUAGAGCAACCACAAUCCUUGACUUGCCCAUACUGUACAAGGAUGGGUUUCACAGAAGCCACAUUACAGGAACACGUGGCCGCGGAUCAUCCGGACACAACUUUUGAAGUGGUUUGUCCGGUUUGCGCAUCUCUGCCAGGUGGAGAUCCGAAUCACGUUAUCGACGAUUUUGCGAGUCAUUUGACACUUGAGCAUCGGAGCGGACCGAGGGAUUUAAUAUCUUUUCUAGACGAGCCAGCAUCCAGUCGUCACAGUGUACGACGGAUACCACAUCCGAAUAGAGGAAUCAGUGGUACGAGAGCUCGACGGUCCAACAUGCAUUUCAGUUCGUCAGGGGGACUCAGUCCCAGUAGUCGAGAUGGUAUAGAUCCAAUUACUGAAUUAUUGUCCCAACUGUCAGGUGUUCGUAGAACUGGCGUAACUGGACAAAGUUCUCAGCUGCAACAAUUACAAAUGCAAUUACAACUGGAACGUCAACAAGUUCGAGCGGCAAGGCAACUCGAACGACUGCCACGAAGACAAACUCAGAUGAUCGGUCUGGUGAGCGGAGGUGGCGCGAGUGCGGGAGGAAAUAGCGCCGGUGGAGGUGGCGGAAGCAACAGCGGUGGUCAUUCGGCUACAAUGGCUAGUGUCGUUGCCAACAGUACCGGAAGUAACAAUAACCCAGCUAAUUCUUCAAACCCGUCCAGCUCUUCGUCUUCGAGCUCCCAGAACUCUAUGUUCUUGCUGCCUAGAUGCAUAACGACGACUCUCUCGGACUCGCAACUGCAGAGCCUCGAGCGUGAGAGCGCCAAUCGGAGUCUUUUCGCUCGUGAGCUCGUCGUUGGCACGUUAUCCCAAACUUUGCCGGAGCUUACACAACAACAACAACAACAACAACAACAGCAACAGCAACGAGAUCAGCAGCAACAAUCGUCGUCCUCGUUUGUUCAAACACCGGCUUCGAGUACAACGACUGCUACACCAAGUCCCGAUACACCCAAUGCUAGUACCAAUAUUUCGACGAAAAAAACCCCUCUGCAGGAACCGAAAAGGGAUCAGGGCGGAACUGCAGUCACUAUUAAUAAAUCGGCGAUUCCAACGUCCGCUCAACAACAACAAACGCAUCUAGUUCAAGGGGCAAGUAGCGUUAGCUCUGGUCUCCCGAGUCAGGGGCUACCCUCCAAUCCCAACGGCAUUGCUACGUCGCAGAACAAUCCCAUUGUUCAAACGCUAAUGCACAGCGUUUUACCUCCACCCCUGGUAUUGCAGCAGCCACUGCCACCACCGAUAAGAAACACGGGAACGGGAACGAUCAGAGAAGCGAUAGCGACACCGGCACCGGCGUAUAUGCGCGGUGGUGUUGGCCCGGUAGGUGUGACCGGAACAUCGCGUAGAAAGCCAGUCCGAGCCGUAGACGGAAGGAACCAAUCUACGGAGCCACCUCCGCCUCAUUAACCCCAUCCUAGCCACCGAAUGCCCAAUCCCGACCCACCUUCUCCCAAUCACACAGGCCCCUCCUAGCACUAGUCCUAGCACUGUUUAGAAAACACCUCAUCAUUGUUGUUAUUAUUAUAAUAUUAUAUAUUAAUUAUUUCGAAAUAUCCCAUUCCCCCUAACCCCGCCCGUCCCGCUCGAAUCAUUCGUCACAAAGCAUAUACAAACAAAAAUCAACAAACUCAAAAACCACAACACCGAGUAAUCUUCCCUUGUUUUACUCUUGGCAAGAUUUUGCGCGGUGGUAUCAAAGUUAAACGAAAAAAAAAAACAAACACCACAACAUCGAGUAAAUUUUUAACGUUCAUUUCUUGGCAAGAUUUCGAGAUGAUAUUGAAGUUUGUAUCGCUUGAAUGCAGCGAAAAGCCUCACUGUUAUUUUCUCAUUUACAAAAUUACUUAAAUUUUUUCUCAUUUAUUGCAGAUUUCGUCUGAUUAUUUAAAACAAAGACUGAAAAACAGUUUUAUCAUACUUCGUAGUCUAAAUCUGCAAAAUAUUAAACUUCAAGCAAUUGCUGGAACGAAUUGAUAUGAUAUUUUCCAUGCAGCAGAACGAUACGAACGUCAAAUUCAUAGUUCGAGAAGAUUUUAACGAAAUAUAUAUGCAAAAUAUCAUCUUUACUGCGGUCAACUUUUCCCCACGACCCUCCCCUCCGAAAGCCUCUUCUUCCUGAUCCCUCUGGCUCGCGCGGCAGGUGUCCCUUGUUCAUCGAUGACUCGUCGAUGACUAAACGAAUGUACAUAAAUCACUUGGAAGUCGGGAGCGCGCGCAUUCUUUUAUCUUCUUUUUUUCUUUCUUUUUAAUUUAUCUCUCUUUCGCGCUUAUUCAUUUUUGCGAGGAGGAAGGUCUUGCCAAUUUUCUUCCGAAGCUUGAAUCAUUGAUGAAAGUGAGAGAGACGGAUAUAUUUACAAAUAUAUAUAUAUAUAUAUGUACGUAUUUUGAGUCGUGGACAUUUAAUCAUUAGAGAAACAACGUGUCGCGGCUUAAAAAGGAAUUAUUGCCGUUGAGGUAAAACAACAAGAGUCCUUGAGAAAUUGUCCCAGUAAUUCGUAUCAAGAAUUUGAAACUUAAUAAUCACUCUCGUAUAGCGUUAACGCCCUCUCUUCUUUUCUUUUUCGAUUAUAUUUUGUAUAGUCAAAAAUGUGAAACAUUACGAUUCCCAAUUUAUUUUUUCGGUGUACGGGAGAAGAUUAUAAAUGAAAUCGAAUAGCCGAGCAAACACUUCUGAGCUUGCUCUCUUUUCUUACACCACCCUUUAAUAAGAGAAAAUGGAAAGAAAUAAAUUUGUAUAGAAGUAAGUCUUAUAGCCUAGGGGCAGACGAGAGAUGGUUUUGUGAUUUUCCUUCGAUAAGAUACGAACUGUCCAACUUUUAUCUUUCUGUCUCUCUCGCUAUCUCUGUUUUUCUACUCCUUUCUCGAACGGAUUAACGAUCAACGUCAUGUCUACUGGUUAUUUUUUUAAAUCAUUGCAUUUAAUUGCAAAUUCAUUUUUCUCUUUUGUUUUACGUCUUCUACUCAUACUGUCCUUAUACGUCUUUAUUUUUGUGUAAUAUUCCCCCGCAUGUGUGAGUGUAAAGAAGAAAAAAGCCGUCAACUUGGAGCAAUUUGAAGAUGGAAAAAGAGUUAUGUUCGAAAGAAAGCAUUAAUAAAGAAGCAGAGAAAUAAUUAAACUUAGAAUUAAAAGUGAAAAACAUUGAGAAGUAUCCAGAGAGUCGUAACAUUUUUUGAGACAUUUUUUUAAACGUUUCGGGGUCAUCGUCCCUCUGCCAACAAUCUUCUCCGGAACUCAGUUGUUUUUUUUUUCUUUUUCAUUCAAAUUAAUCAAGUGAACCGUCGCUUUACUUUUAUGUAGAGGGGCAGGGGGAGCGGGAUUAUCAACAUAGGACUCGAUUGUAGUUUUUUUGGCAAAAAUGUAACGCUUCGAUAAUAAAACGAUAAAAAAUGGAUAAAAGCAUGUUCGAAAAGAGUUUACGUGUGCAUGCAUGUGGAAAAGAAAUACGAAAGACGUCUACGGUUCUUCGAUCGAUUGCAUCGAUUCUAAAAUUUGUAAAACAAAACAAAAACUCAUUCAUCACUGUUUUCUUCACCUAAUUCAUGUUCGCCGAUUUUUUUUUCAUCAUGUCAGUAAAAAAUCUUUAAAACGAUGCAAUUUUCGUCUACAUACGCUCGCAGGAUUUAAAACGAAUUUUCCAAACUAUUUCACUCGCCAAAGAACGAUCAACGAGUAAUUUUCAUAGCCGUUUGCUCCAUUUAUUACAUCAAAAUUCCGACACAUUCAAUCGUUUCUUUUCUCGUUGCCUUAUUUAUUCAAAUUAUACUCACGAAUUCGGAGAUUAAAAAAAAAAAAUUUUUCGGAACAAACCGUUCAGAGCGAACGAUUAGGUAGGAAUCAUCCCUCAAGAAUCUGUAAUUGUCAAUAUUCGUGGCGUGUUUCCUGGUCUGUGAAAAAAAAAAAAAAACCAGCAACAGGAAUCUCAUUGCACCAAAAUUCUUGACCGUUUAAAAUCAUCGAUGCACGAGCGUAAACGAUAAAUUUAAUGGAUUCCUAACUAAAAUUCUCGGCGGAUCCUUUCUCCUUUUCAAAGCCUGAGUCCAAGUGAAAAUCUCUGUUACUCAUCAAUUCUUUUUUCUCGGUGAAUGUGUACAAAUCGCUUUUCGAUUUGUAUGUACUAUAUAUAUAAAUAUAUAUUUUACGUACCGUUGUCUCGCUUAUACAUACGUAUAAAAUAAAUAAGGGAAUCCGAACGAGACAUAACCGCAAAAAAAUAAACAAAAUAAACAAAAAGAAACAAAUUAAUAAAAAAAAAAAAAACGAUGUGCUAUUCUGCUGGAUGCGUGCGAAGAUGUACGAAGAAAAAGUCGUAAAAUCAACGACCGCGCUGUGAAAAGAUGAAUAUGUUUGGAGAGGAAUAAUAAUUGUCUAUAUUAAAAAAAAAAUUUAAAUAAAAAACCGCGCAGGGUACCGAUUCUAUUGACGGGCUCUACAGUAAGAAGCAAAAAAAAAGAAAAGAAAUGCAAACGAUUCGAUUUCAUACAUUAUCGAUAAUUGAUUGCUAUUAAUUAACGUGAUUCUUAUAAUUAUUAUUAUUGUCAUUAUUAUUAUUAUUAUUAUUAUUAUUAUGGUUAUUAUUAUUCAUCAUUAAUACUACUAACAAUUUAAGGCUUGUAUCUAGAUAGUGUGUGGCCAGCGACGUAACCAAGAGACGAUGUGAGCAGGGCCAGGAUUGUAAUAUAUACAUACGAUUAAUAAUUUUUAAGCGAUUGAAUUCACUGACGACGCGAGAGUCGUCUUUGUUGAAAGAAGCACGAUAAAAGAAUGAAAAUAAUGAGGAACGAUGGAAAGAAACGAAAAAGUAAAAAUGAAUCGCGGCGAGCUGUGUAUAUUCAGGCGCUUUUUCACGUAGGGGGAUCGUAGGGUUCUUUUCGUCACUAUCAUUUCGAUAAAAUACGUACUAUUAUUGAACAAAAAAAUAAUAAUAAAACAAAAGAGAGGAGGAAGAAGAAGCAGAAGAAAAACAGCGCGCGUGAUUUUAAAAUGCGAAUAAUAUUCUGUUAUAGUUACGAAAAUGUGUGAACCACGAGUGAAUAAUACCAACCAACGACGAAGAUUAUCAUGACGAUGGUGUGAUGAGCAGUCUGCAGACCUGUUAUUAUAUAAUUAUUAUAGAGAAUUCAAGUGGAAAAAAAAAACAAAAAUCUUACACAUAAUAAUUAAUUGAAGAAAGAUGUAAAUUGUGUUUAGUUGUAUUUUAUGUUACACACGCCUCUGAUGCUGAAUAUAAUGGAAAUUCAAUCAA
Molecule: messenger RNA, 5734 nt
Organism: Venturia canescens
Lineage: Eukaryota; Metazoa; Arthropoda; Insecta; Hymenoptera; Ichneumonidae
Product: E3 ubiquitin-protein ligase KCMF1-like
Exons: 8
Coding region: 249-1898 (549 amino acids)
Biological process (GO): synaptic signaling
Cellular component (GO): plasma membrane
Molecular function (GO): zinc ion binding
Source: RefSeq, a predicted model, not a curated record